AACUUCUCGGGUGAUUAGCAUGUGGAUAGUGAUUUGAGACGCGAAUCGGAAGGUACAGAUCGUGGGAUCUCUUGGCGUACAUCAUUGCUCAGGAACAAGGGUCUCGGUGCCGCAUUUCACCCUAACUAACCCCGAUAACAUCCGCCACCUGCGCGCCGACAGCCGUGUAAUCAGUAACUUCUUCAACCACUCGCUCAAACAAGAUCGUGCACAUCAAAACCUCAUUUUCUAUCUCUUCGUCAUCUCAACAUGUCCGAACGGCCGGCAACACCACCACGAGCGACUCGCUCAGCGGGCAAGCUUCCGCCUAAUCCUCCCACCCCCGAGCAGAUCAGGCGCAUGGAAGAGGCUCGCCUGAGAGCAAAGGCGCAGGCGCAACAAGCACAAGCAUCGAAACCUACACCAGCGCCUGCCGCCGGUACCAAGCGAGCGUACUCCUCUAUCACAGCCGCGCAGACUCCAGCGACCCUUCGCAACGCUGCAGCGGCAUCACCCGCCAAACGCGAUCAAAAUGGCUUCAUACAGCCGCCAUCGAACGACUAUAUCCAACCGGCAAAGAAAUACGCGAGAUCGGACUUCAUCGAAUAUGAUUUCAGUAAAAUGACGGAUACGAAGGGUGGUUUCCUAAGCACCGUAGACGACCCGCACAACAAGGCUAUGUGGAAAGGGCAACAAAAGGAAGAGCAAAAGCCAGAGGGCGUAUCAAUGGCAGAAUGGGAAAGGGAGCGUAUAAGACGGAAGCUUCGUGCCAACAGGGCCGGUCCAUAUGAGCCUGGUAUCUCCAUCUUGGACACGGUCAAUGGCAAAGAAGAAGAGGAUGAGGAAGCAGCACUGCUUGAGGCUGCUGAGAACGCCGAGAUCGAGAGUGGGACAUUCAAAGGCAAAUAUGGCGAUGGCAAGCGUGACGUCAAGGGCAAAUGUCGGGAAUGUAACAGUCUCGAGAUCGAUUGGAAGUGGCAGGACAUAUUCGGCAUCGGCAUCUGCAAUAUCUGCAAGGAGAAACUCCCAGACAAAUACUCUCUCCUCACCAAAACCGAAGCGCGAGACGACUACCUCCUUACCGACCCCGAACUCAAAGACGAAGAACUCCUACCUCAUCUUGAACGACCGAACCCGCAUAAACAAUUCUUCCACCCCAUGCAACUUUUCUUGCGUCUUCAAGUCGAAGCGUAUGCUUUUAGUCCGCAGAAAUGGGGCUCAGCAGAAGCAUUAGAUGAGGAGUACGCGAAAAGGCAGGUUGUGAGCAAAGAGCGGAAACAAAAGAAGUUCAAGAACAAGUUGGAGGAUCUGAAGAAGCGGACGAGGGUAGAAGCAUACAAACGCGCGCGAUUAGCGGGUGACGGCGGUGACGCGCAAUUUGGGCAAAAGAUCAAAGGCAGGUACGAUAGGCAUGAGCACGAGUGGGGCAGGAGCGUACUUGAUCCUGAGACGGGUAUGACAAAGAAGAGGUGUGAGGAGUGUGGGAUGGAAGUUGAAGAAUUGGAGUUUUAGAUAAGCUCGAGUGGCAUGGCAAUGCGUCGCGCCAGAUGAUACCCAUAUUUGCAUUUCUUGUCCUUUACAUCCAUGGGUUGGUAGCAAGCGUUAUGUAGUGAGUCCUUAUACCACAUUACGUCUAGCGUAGAAUGUGGAAUUGACUUGCAUCUUGUCAUCGACCCGCAAGACGAGCCCCACUUCGCCUCGUCCCUGGCACCUGCCCUCCACGCCAUGAAGCAUUGUGGUCCAAAUUCCAUAGCCGUUUAUCUUAGUAUAUAUAAUUAUAGAUCGAGCUCU
Molecule: messenger RNA, 1770 nt
Organism: Alternaria alternata
Lineage: Eukaryota; Fungi; Ascomycota; Dothideomycetes; Pleosporales; Pleosporaceae
Product: DNA repair protein
Exons: 1
Coding region: 250-1491 (413 amino acids)
Biological process (GO): nucleotide-excision repair involved in interstrand cross-link repair; UV-damage excision repair; nucleotide-excision repair, DNA damage recognition
Cellular component (GO): nucleotide-excision repair factor 1 complex
Molecular function (GO): damaged DNA binding
Source: RefSeq, a predicted model, not a curated record